AUGGCUGGAGUUCUUGUUGGGGGAGCUUUUCUCUCUGGCUUCAUUAAUGUUGUCCUCGACAGGUUCAUUUCGGGAGAGACUUACAACUUGGUGGUGGGGAAGAAGCUUGGCCCUGAGUUGGUGAGAAGGCUGAGGACUGCUCUCUUGGCUGCCGAAGCUCUGGUUGCUGACGCUGAGCAGAAGCAGUUUGGUAACCAAUCUGUGAGGAAGUGGCUGGAUGAUCUUAGGGAUGCUAUCUACAAGGCUGAUGACUUGCUGGACCGUUUCUGCAUCAAAGCUGCAACCCAGAAACAGGUACCAACUUUCUUGCCGAGCUUCCUCAAUUUUGAAAAUAGGCAGAUUGUCAAUGAGAUAGAAGAGGUGGUUAGAACAAUAGAAGAUCUUGAGAGAUGCAAAGAAAGCCUUGGCCUGGAAAAAAUUUCCACCAGUAGCUCUUCAUGGAGGGCUCCUUCCACUUCUCUUGUAAGAGGGAAUAUGUAUGGCAGGGAGGAUGACCAACUAGCCUUGAUCAAGAUGCUGAAUGACAACACUGAGCAUCACUUGUCUGUGAUCUCUAUUGUUGGCAUAGGUGGGGUCGGUAAAACAACUUUAGCUCAAUGGGUGUACAACAACGGGGAUUUAAUGAAGCAAUUCGUUCUGAAAGCAUGGGUUUGCAUCUCGGAGAACUUUGAUAUCGUUGAGACUACAAGGAAUGUCAUAAAGGGGAUCCUUGGAGGUGCUUGCAGUCUUGACGAUUUCAAUUCACUUCAACAUGCUUUAAAAGAAAAAUUAUCAAACAAGAAGUUCUUUAUUGUUCUUGAUGAUGUUUGGAGUGAUGAUGGUGACAAAUGGAGUUAUUUUAUGACCCCUUUCCAAUACGAGAAGAAGGGAAGUGUUGUUCUUCUGACUACUCGUGGGAAAAAUGUUGCUCUAGCAGUUCAGAACUGUCGCCCUUAUUUUCUGAAAGGGUUGUCGGAAGACUAUUGUUGGUCAGUGUUUGCUAACAAUGCAUCUUUUCCAGAAUCAAAUGGGAGAGCAACACUUGAAGAAAUAGGCAGAAAGAUUGUCAAGAAGUGUGAUGGCUUGCCAUUAGCUGCAGAAACACUUGGUCGCUUGUUACGUACAAAGCAUGAUGUUCAGGAAUGGAACAAGAUAUUAAUGAGUGAUAUUUGGGAACUUUCUGUGGAGAAGAGUAAGAUUAUCCCAGCAUUAUUAAUAAGUUACUUUCAUCUCCCUGCAUAUUUGAAACGAUGUUUUGUUUAUUGUUCUUUAUAUCCCAAAGAUUAUGAAUUUGAGAAAGAUGAAUUGAUCUUUUUGUGGAUGAUAGAAGAUCUUUUACCACCACCAAAGAGAGGAGAGAGUUUAGAAGAAGUUGGUUGCGAGUGUUUUGAUGAACUAACUUCUAGAUUGUUUUUCACACAUCAGCUUCUAGAUAGGGUUGUAGAUGUUUUUGUGAUGCAUGAUCUCUUGCAUGACUUAGCAAUAUUCCUUGCUGGAAAUUUCUAUUGCAACGCAGAAAAACUUAGUGAAGAGGAGGAGGAGAGGAUUCAGACUCGGCAUUUGCGUGUAGAUUUAUUUCAUUGUGACUCAAAACUUUAUAAUUUGAUUUCUAAAGUAGAAUCUUUGAGGUCAUUAUUGUUUAUAGGAUUUCCCCAUCCCAACUUCGACAUUGAAAAGGCGACAGGUGAGAUAUUAUCAAAGUGUAAAUACUUGAGAUCUUUAUCCUUUCAUAAAGUUGAUGUGGUGCCUAGUUCAAUAGGAACAUUGAUCCAUCUGCGCCACUUGGAUCUCUCAUAUUGUUCUAUUAAGACAUUGCCAGACUCUUUGUGCAACUUGCGUAAUUUGCAAACAUUGAAGUUGUAUGGUUGUUAUGAGCUAACUAUGUUGCCUAGUGGUUUGCAUAAUCUUGUGAGUUUGCGGCAUCUUGAUAUUAGGGGAACUUCUUUGGAAGAAAUGCCCCCAAAAAUGAACAAGUUGAUACACUUGGACAUUUUAAGCGAUUUUCUGGUGGGCAAGCAUGAAAAUAAUGGAAUCCGGGAAUUAGGAGGAAUCUCAAAUCUUCAUGGAUCAUUUGAGCUUAAGAAGUUGGAGAAUGUGGUUGACGCCAAAGAAGCAAAGAGUGCAAGGAUGAUAGACAAGAAGCACAUUGAGUGCAUAUUGAUGGAAUGGUCUUCAGGUGAUGAGAUAGUUUCAAACACGCAAACUGAAAGAGAGAUAUUGGACAGCUUGCAACCUCACAAUGGGUUGAAAGAAUUGACAAUCAAGGGAUACAGGGGUACAAUAUUUCCAGAUUGGGUUGGGCAUUCCUCCUACCAAAACAUGACAAAUGUAUCUCUAGAGUCUUGCAAGAAUUGCUGCAUGCUGCCUGCACUUGGACAGCUGCCAUCUCUUAAGGCCCUAAGCAUUGAAGGUUUCGAUCAGCUCAAGAGCAUCGGCAUGGAGUUUUACAAGAAUGAAGGCGGUCAACAUUCUUCGCAUAUUGCACUAUUUCCCUCACUGGAGAGAUUGGUAUUUCGGCAUAUGCCAUGUUGGCAAGUGUGGCAGUUACCUGAAUCAGAAACUUUUCCUCAGCUCAGGGUGCUUGAAAUAGUAAAUUGUCCAAUGUUAGAGAGAAAUUCUUAG
Messenger RNA from Arachis stenosperma, 2601 nucleotides. Its product is annotated as putative disease resistance RPP13-like protein 1. Bases 1 to 2601 code for a protein of 866 amino acids. Gene Ontology annotation, biological process: defense response to other organism. The record is from RefSeq and is a predicted model, not a curated record. The transcript has a single exon. Lineage: Eukaryota; Viridiplantae; Streptophyta; Magnoliopsida; Fabales; Fabaceae. Gene Ontology annotation, molecular function: ADP binding; protein binding.